This is a messenger RNA of Styela clava, 4086 nucleotides long. The record is from RefSeq and is a predicted model, not a curated record. NCBI's taxonomy places the organism in Eukaryota, Metazoa, Chordata, Ascidiacea, Stolidobranchia, Styelidae.
AUUGCUUUGUAAAUUGCUAGUUUGCAAUGCUGCAACACUUUAAUACACUCUAUCUUAUACACUUCCACACUUUUCUAUAUCGUUUUAUGAAUCCCGUCUCACUCAUCACACGCACAGCCGCUAUUCACUACCGUACCGGUACUUACUACUGUAAGUAGACUAAUUUCACGCAAUUUGAUUAUGAAGACGCCUGAAUAAUGACCAACCGUUUAUAAGCAAUUCAUGUUUGUUUGAUUUGGUUUCUUUCUUCCACAUCUAAUAUUUGGCAGAGAUUCAAUCUGCUAACUCUACCCAACAUCAUGUCUGAUUCUACAAGAUUCACAUGUGAUUAUGCGAAACGAAAAGCGAAUUGCAAAAAAUGCAAACAACCAAUAGAUAAAGGAGUUGCCAGAAUCGCCAAGGUUACUCCUAAUUUUUUCAACGAUGGGGACGGCGAAAUGAAAAUGUAUCAUCAUAUAAACUGCAUGUUUGAGGUAUUCUCUCGAGCACGAGCAACCACCAAGAAAAUUGAAGAUCCGAGUGACUUGGAGGGUUUUGCAAAUAUGGAAGAUGACGAGAAAACUGAAAUUAAGAAAUUAAUCGUAGAAUUAUGUGCAAAACAAGCUGAAAAGCAGGCCAAGUCACCUCGUGGUGGAGGAAAGAAAGCAACACCGAAGAAACAAAAACCUGCUAAAGCACCUUCUCCAGUUAAAAUGAAAGCGAGUCCACUGUCGAAGCCAAUCCAAUCUGCUUCCAUACACACAUUGAGCACAAGUGCUGAUUCAUCUAAACCGCCUCCUCCGUUCUCGAAAGAUAAUAAUUUUCGUGAAUAUCGUAGACUAUGUGCAAUGAUUGCUGAUGAAUCAAGUUAUAACGAGAAAACCAAUAUUGUCAAGAAUUUUAUUACUCAUGGAGCAAGUGGCUCUGGAUAUACAGGUGACCUUCACAUCCUCAUCAAACUUUUACUUCCUGGUUCAAUCAAAAGAACUUAUAAUCUUCAGAAUAAAACAAUUGCAAAAAUUUUCAGCAGAAUAUUUGAUACAGACCUUGAUGAAAUGAUGGAACAUCUAGAACAGGGAGAUGUUUCUGAAACUGUGUUUAAAUUUUUUGAAGAAAGUGACUUUUUUCCACCUUGUAAGAAGAGUAAUUUAACAAUACAUGAUGUUGAUGGAAUGCUAGGGAGAUUAGAAGGCCUCACAAGAGAAGAAGACCAAGAGAAUGUAUUGAAAACUUUUGCACGUAAAUGCACAGCAAAUGAUUUGAAAGCAGUGAUAAGACUCAUAAAAGGAGAUCUGAGGAUAACAGCUGGUGAUAAGCAUAUACUCGAAGCACUUGACCCAAAUGCUCAUGAAGCGUUCAAAGCAUCAAGAGAUUUGGAAGACGUCAUCAAACGUACGUUGGAACAGAAAAAAUCUGGGGGUUCAGGGUUGGAAGUUCGGGCUUCUCUGAUGACCCCUGUCGCUCCUAUGUUAGCUGAGGCUUGCAAAUCAGUUGAACAAGCCAUGAAGAAAUGUCCAAAUGGAAUGUAUUCUGAGAUCAAAUAUGAUGGAGAAAGAGUUCAACUUCACAUGGAUAAAGGAAACUUUCAAUUUUACAGCAGAAGUUUGAAACCAGUGCAAAAGCAUAAGAUUGUCCAUUUUGAGGAAGUUAUUCCAAAAGCAUUUCCCCAUGGUCACAGUAUGAUAUUAGACAGUGAAGUGUUACUCGUGGAUAACAAUACAGGUAUUCCUCUACCAUUUGGAACACUCGGAGUUCACAAGAAACAAAAGUUUACUUCAGCCACUGUUUGUCUUUUUAUUUUUGAUAUUCUGCAUUUCAAUGGAGAAAACUUAAUGAAAAGACCAAUUCGGGAACGAAGAAAACUUUUGUCAGAUAAUAUAAAUGAAAUCAAGAACAGAGUGAUGUUGUCAGAAAUGCAAUUUGUGAAUAAACCUGAAGAUUUGAAAUCAAUGAUUGUUCGUGUCAUAAAGGAUGGUUUGGAAGGUCUUGUGUUGAAAGAUGUAAAGAGUAUUUAUGAACCAGGCAAACGUCACUGGUUGAAAGUCAAGAAAGAUUAUUUAUGUCAAGGUGCUAUGGCUGACACUGCUGAUCUUGUAGUAUUAGGUGCUUAUAUUGGAACUGGAAGUAAAGGUGGUCUGAUGUCAGUAUUUUUGAUGGGAGUGCAUGAUCCUCACACAGAUAGAUGGAAAACCGUAACCAAAGUAGGGAAUGGACAUGAUGACCAAACUAUCGAUAAAAUUAAUAAAGAAUUGAAAGUUCAGAAAAUACAAAAGGACUUCAAUAGAGUACCGAAAUGGUUGUUAUUGAAUCGUCAGUAUGUUCCUGACUACAUUGUCGAAGACCCAAAAUCAGCUCCAGUUUGGGAAAUUACUGGAACUGAAUUCAGUAAAUCUGAUGCUCAUACAGCUGAUGGGAUUUCUAUAAGAUUUCCAAGGGUGACAAGGAUAAGAGAUGAUAAAGACUGGAAAACAGCGACGAAUCUUCCAAGAUUGAAAAAACUUUUUGCAAAAUCCAAGGAAGAAUCUGAUAUUUCUGCUUUACUUGAUAAAAAAUCAGGAACAAGUACUGUGAAAAUCGAACAGAGAUCUAUGAAACUAGAUGAUGGAGCUUCUUCAUCAUCACCACUGAAACGAAAACGAGACCCCGGUACAACACCAGUCAAGAAGAUCCCAAAAAUCAAACAAGAAAACGGUGGAAAAGCUUCGUUUCUACAUGACGUAUUCACCGACAUGAAAUUUGCGAUAUCUUCUUCAGUAAAAGAUCAGGAAAAAAUGAAAAGAUAUAUUGUUGCUUUUGAUGGCGACAUUGUUGAGGACUACGAUGUUUCAUCUGCAACACAUACAAUAGGAAAGAUAGAUUCAGAUGAUAUUCCUUCUGAUUGUAAAACGUUGACUGAAGAUUAUAUUUGGACUUGCAUUAAAAAGAAGAAAUUAGUUGCUUAGAUUAAAUUUUGUAAUAUGAUUUGCUUUCAUAUCAAUAUGUACAUUGUAGCAGCCUAGCAGGACCCAUUAUUGAAGUCACGUUUGAAAUAUUAUUUUAUAUAUUUUGAUUAUAUGAACUAAGUCUGUAACACUCGUUGUAUGAUAAAACAUAUAUGUCCAUCGGUCUUUCGGCUUAAAUAAGUCUUUCAAAUAUAAUAAUAAAUUUCAAACAUUGGGUUUGAAAAAAAAAUUUCAACCAUUCAACUUUUUUUGUUUAUAAUCUUCCCUCUUCAUCAAAAUUGUUUUUGUUUCGUAUUCGCCAUUAUUCAACUGUUCUUUCUCUUGGAACAUUUUCUUCUGUAUGAUUAUCAUGGUAUAGAUUUUGUUUACCUAAACUGUAACAUACAUUGUAUGAUUAAAGGUAUUUUUUUGAGCCUUUUUUUGUUCAAAUAUGUUUAAUAUAAAACUAAUGUGUCUGAAGGAAAAUGUUCAACUUGAUUCGAUGUUUGCAAAUCUGUUUUAUCAAUUCUCUCCCUUUUCAGUACUUUUUAUCAUGAUUGUUUUUGUUCCCUAUUCACCCUUUUUUUUUGAUAUGUGACAGAAUUUUAAUCUAAUUUAGUUACUUUAAAUAUUUAGUAUACAAGCUUACAUGAUAGUUGCUGUGUGAAAUCCUGUACCAUAUAUACGUUUCACAAGUGGUUCUACAUGUGACCUGUUUACUUUUGAGUAGAAGGCUCGUGGUCUAAUCAGGCUCCAAAAAAGAUUAUUUUUUAUGAAUACUCAAUUAGUUCUGAAAAUCAAUAUUACUGUUGAACUCGGAGCCAUUGUCAAGUUUGGUAAUCAACCCAAUUUGUCAACUCAUUUGUUAUUCCUAGUUUUAUGUAAACGACCUGUGGAUGUAGCACAAGGAGAAAGGCCCCUCAGUUCAAUACAUAAUAAUGUUUUUAAUUCUACAUUGCCUCUCCUGCCUUGUUAAAUCAUUAUUACUGCGACUCUCGCCCUUAUUAAGUUCGAUAAUCAACUCCAUCCCUCAUGUUAGUCAACUCGUACAUUGCACUGCGAUACCUCAGAUUUCUAUAAUAAUGUAUGUAACCAAGUUUUAUUUUUGUUCAAUUAUGAUUCUAGUUUGAUUUUCAUGCACCUGAUAUAUUCAACAUAGAAAAUAAAUAUGUACGUGAUGAUUAUG